Acanthochromis polyacanthus (spiny chromis) is the source of this 3097-nucleotide messenger RNA. Its product is annotated as putative methyltransferase NSUN7. NCBI's taxonomy places the organism in Eukaryota, Metazoa, Chordata, Actinopteri, Pomacentridae. The record is from RefSeq and is a predicted model, not a curated record. Gene Ontology annotation, molecular function: methyltransferase activity. The transcript is spliced from 13 exons. The coding region runs from base 154 to 2628 and encodes 824 amino acids.
CUAAGCCAUGCAUGACAAAGAGGUGAUGAAAGCUAUGAAGUGCUCCAGUUCAUUGGGACAGUGUUUGAUAGCCAGAGCAGAUUACAGAGGAGGAAACACCAGUCUGUGGUCCACAGAACUGAUUCUGGACACUUGCUGCGUUUCUUUGACAAGAUGAGCGUUGCGUCCGUGAGCAGGCUUCUGAAUGACAAUGUGGGCUGCAGUGAGGAUGUGAAGACCAACUCUGUGACGGAGAUGGAGAUCGUCUCUAAUCAGACGCUCCUCGCCUCGCUUCUUCCUCUUCCUCAGCUUCAGUCAUCUUCUCUUUCCGCAGUCUGUCCUCCAUCUGAUCAGAUCUACCUGCAGGCAGCAGCAGUUUUCCAGCAGCUGCACACAGAGAAGCCAGUCACACAUCAAGGUCUGCAUUACGGAAAAAAGACGGACACGCCGCCACCCGAGAGUGGAGGCAAGCCUGCACAGAAACAGGCCUACCAGCUCGCCUUCAACACACUCAAAUAUCAAGAUUUACUUGAGGACAUGAUCACUGACAGCUGCUUCCACACGUCUCAGCAGAUUUCCAGCGACUUGUUGCCGUUGGCGAUGGUGAUGCUGUUUGACUUCCAGGACAGACGGUUUCUGCUGUGUGAACGAUCAACAAAAGAAGAGCAGGAGGCCGUUCAGGAAGUCAGAGACCUGGAGAAAAGUCUGCAGAGGUGUAAGACCAAGCUGGCAGCAUCUCUGGCUCGCUACAGAGUGAAGCAGAGUCUACAGAGUGUCUCGUGUUUUCUGUCGGAUUCUGUCAGAACCAAACAGCACAGAGCAAAGAGUCUGCCGCUUUACGCAUGGAUCAACACUCUGCAGACCAGUCUUGAGGAGGUGUGUGAAGCCUUGCAGAGCUCUGGCUUGUGUGAAGUGAAGAACAUGACUGAUCUGAAGGAGUCGACGUUCUGCAUGGAUCCACUCUGUCCAGACACGCUCGUCUUCUCCCAUCGUCUUCGGUCUCGACUCCAAAACAGCGGCCUCAGCAGCACACACAUACUGAACAUACAGGACAGGACUGUGUGUGUGGCGGUGAGUGUGUUACGCCCCCUGCUGUUUGAUAAAGGUGACGUCCUGGUGGCUGGAUCCUUCUCGGCUAUGACCACUGCACAUAUAGCUGUAGCAGCAGCUGCCCGCUCAGGCCGAGUGCUGCUCUGUGGCGCAGAUCAUAAACCUUCCCAAGUAGAAGAGAUAAAAAAACUACUCACUCACAUGGACGUGAAAAAUGUUCGAAUCCUGUCAGAAGCAUUCUGCAGUCUGAAAGAGUUUGACGCUGUCGUCCAGCGGUUGAAGGUCAUCAUCGUGCUGCCUCAGUGUUCGUCCUCGGCCCUCAAUGACCCUUUGACCACCAUCCACAGUGAACACGGAGAUUGGGAUCUGCUGCCAGAUUUAUCUCAUGGUUCUGUUUCUAAGAACAAAAUACACUCUCUGAGCUUCCGACAGGCUCGACUACUAGGACACGCUCUCAGCUUCCCAAAGGUCCAGACUGUGGUCUACUGCACACGCUCAGUGUAUCCUGAGGAAAAUGAGCAUCUGGUGAAAAGAGUGUUAGAAAAAACACACACUCACCCCAAACUGCUGCCCUUCAGGGUGAACGGUCCGAUUUUCCCCGAUGAUUCCUCAUCAGGAGACGCAACAGACUCCAAGUUUUUCUGGCUGAAAGCCUCGCAGUUCACUAACGGCUGCUUCAUCGCCAGACUGUCCCGACAGGCUGAUCCCACCAAGGUGGAAACAGUCCAGGAUGUGCUGGCUAGGGCAGCAGCUAAAGGCCUCCUGGGCGGAAUAAUUCCCGAACAAUCAAAAACCGGUAGAAAGAGGAAAGUCAAGAAGAAUCGAGCAGCUUCAGCUACGAGCAAAUCUUCUUCCCCCUCCGGCGAAGAGACCGGAGGGGAGUUUGUGAACGGAGAGGAUGCAGUCGAACCUUCAGAAUACGAAGAGGGGAAAGGUGGGGAAGAGUUCAAGGAUAGCGAGGAACAAGGAGAAAAAGUUGGAGAUAAAGAGGAAGAAAAGGGUGAAAAGAAGAGGAGGCGCAAGCGAACGGUAAAACGGCACCCAAAACUAACCAAAAAAACCCCAACAGCCUCUAAACCUAAAAGCCACAAGUUGAAGACAACAAAGAGAAGAGAAAACCAAUCACACCUCAAGAGGCGUCAGACGAAAAGCAAACAAAGACGAAUACCUCGUCUCACCCUGACUUUAAUCUCCUCUGCAAAACCCUCCAACCACUUGUCUCCGAUCACAGCUCUGGCACACAAGCUGAGUGUCACUCCGGCGAUUAAAUCACAGCAGACUGUCCUCGACUCUCCUCCUCCAGCAGGAAAACAUCCGCCGCCUGCUCAUCGUGGUCCAGCUCCUCCUCACACCGCCUCCAAGAGACAAAACACUCAGCCAGAAAGAGCAGCAAAAACAGAAAUGAAUUCAACCAAACCAGCAAAGAAAGCGGUCAGAUCAGAAACCGAGGCAGUGAAACAGGCGGCAGAUUUUGUUUUGCCGCCAAUUUCUUUGCCAUCCUCAAGUUCUAAACGCAGCAAAAGUGGAAGUUCGGAGUCCCAGCUGCCGUCCAGGACGUCCAACAUGUCUGCAUCCUCAGUGUCUCUGCCGGGAUUAUAAUCUAUAACAGAAUGGAUUAUAAUAACACAGACUCACUGAUGCGGUGCUGUUUAAAGUGCUGGAAUAUACUGAUGCUAUAGUGGGUGUGAUCAUGAAGUUAAAGACAUGCAAAUGUGUCUAAAUUAUUUUUAAAAUUAUUGUAUUGAAAUAGGUUUCAGAGAACCUCUUACAGUGUUUUGUUUUUUUAAUCUGCUCAACAUCAAAAUCUGCUAACUUGGUUUUGAAUCUGAGUUCAUGUCAUAAGGUAGCAACUCAUAAAGAUGAGAUUUAAGAAAAAAAUGGAAAAUAUAUUCUGGUUAUAUGUUCAAUUUUUAAAAUUUUAGCGCAAUUAGGAACUGUACAUUUAUUAUUAAAGGGAAUGCUGGAGUGGUUUUGAGCAUUUGUUGAGUAGAAUAGCCGAAAGUGGUCCAAUUAGCAGAGAGCUUUUCACUCUUUCGAAUUCUCAAAUAAACAUUUUAUUUAAAUCUUC